AUGAACAUCUCUGCUCUUCUGACUUCUGCUGGUAUCAAUAUUACCCUGUCUGUGGCGCUUUUGUGGUUGUAUUCCAUUUUAAGAAAACAACCAAGCCUUGCAAAUGUGUACUUCGGGCAUAGGCUUGCUCAGGUACGAUCAAAACACCACAAUCCUUUUUGCCUUGACAGCCUUGUUCCUUCUGCUAAUUGGAUAGUGAAGGUCUGGGAAACAUCUGACGAAGAGAUAUUUGCUACUGGCGGGUUGGAUGCAGUGGUUUUUCUCAGGAUGGUUGUUUUCAGUACUCGGAUCUUCUCCAUUGCUGCUAUCAUGUGCUUAUUUCUUGUGCUUCCCCUGAAUUAUUUUGGGCAAGAGAUGCAGCACAAGCAAAUCCCUUCGGAGUCACUGGAUGUAUUCACCAUUGGGAACAUCAAAUUACGAUCAAGAUGGCUAUGGGCCCAUUGUCUCGCACUAUACGUUAUAUCCUGCUGUGCUUGCAUUCUUCUUUACUAUGAGUACAAAAGCAUCACAAAGAUGAGGAUGGCAUAUGUUAUGGGCUCUCGUUUGAAUCCAAGUCAGUUUACAGUUCUUGUUCGUGCAAUCCCAUGGUCUUCAAGAGAAUCAUACAGCACUUCUGUCAGAAAAUUCUUUGCAAAUUACUAUGCAUCUAGUUUUUUGUCGCACCAAAUGGUUUAUCGCUCUGAUACAGUCCAGAAACUGAUGAUAUACGUUCGUAAAUUGUCAUGUCCAAGUAUUGUGGUGGUUACUAAGAUUCUUUUAGCUUCAUCAGAGAGUGAUGCAGAGAAGAUAUACAAGAUGCUUAAGUCUAAUCCUAUGGAUCAGCACUGUGGAUUAAGUUUCAUGAGAUGCGGCCUUUGUGGAGGAACUGCAAAAGCUUUUAAGAUCCUUUCUAGCGAACCAGAAAGUGCAAAUGGAAGACGUGAAUUUGCCAAUCCAGAUUUGAGAGAAAAGGAGUGCGCUGCUGCAUUAAUUUUCUUCAGGACUCGCUAUGCUGCCUUGGUUGCUUCACAGGCCAUGCAAUCAUCAAAUCCCAUGUUAUGGGUUACAGACCUAGCUCCAGAACCAAAUGAUAUCCAAUGGACAAACCUUUGUGUGCCAUAUAGGUUGCUUUGGAUCCGUAGAACCACAACUCUUCUGUCAUCUAUUCUUUUCAUGGUUUUUUUUCUUGCACCCGUGACAAUCGCUCAAGCAACAGCUUUUCAGCAGCAAGAGGAGGUUUUCUGCCUGAUCCUGAGUGCUGGCAGGAUCAACAUCAUGAACUUUUAUGUUAGGGAAGAUUUUGAUCCAGCUGGUUACAGGGUAUCUACCAAGUGUGAUAUUGAUGCUAUUUCUAUUUUUACAGGGACUGCUAUUGAGCGUUUGGGAAAAAUUUCUAGCGCAAAAAGCAUACCUAAUCAACUUUCUAGAGCUGUACCAUCCGCGGCUACCUUCUUUAUGACUUAUGUUUUGACUUCUGGCUGGGCGAGUUUGUCAUGUGAACUCAUGCAACCUUUUGCUCUUCUGUGCAACUUAUUUGAUAGAUUCUUUAUCAGAAACAAGGAUGAUCCAUCUUAUGGCUCUUAUUCUUUUCCAUACCACACAGAAGUUCCAAGGGUCCUCCUUUUUGUCCUUCUGGGAUUCACCUUCUCUAUAUUGGCACCUUUAAUAUUGCCCUUCUUGCUGGUUUAUUUUUUCCUUGCCUAUCUCGUCUACCGUAAUCAGAUUCUCAAUGUAUAUAUUACUAAAUAUCAAACUGGAGGACUGUAUUGGCCUAUUGUGCAUAAGACAACAAUCUUCUCUUUGGUAAUGACCCAAUUAAUUGCUCUGGGAAUCUUUGGAUUGAAAGAAUCCACAGUUGCGUUGGGUUUCACCAUUCCACUGAUUAUUUCAACACUCCUUUUCAACGAGUACUGCAGGCAGAGGUUUCAACCAAUAUUUAGGAGCAACCCUGCACAAGUUCUUAUUGAGAUGGAUAGGACAGAUGAGCAGUGCAGAAGGAUGGAAGAAAUUCAUCAGCAAUUGCGUUCUGCCUAUUGCCAGUUCACAUCUACUUCCUGUAAACCAUAUGAAGCUGUGGAUUUGAAUGCCAAUGAAAAUCGAGAUGAUGACAGGCUCCAAGACCCCGAAGACAUGGCACUAGGAGACAAAUCUCGGGCACAUGGAACGCAGGUUGAAUUCUCGCAUUUGGGAAUUGAAGAAGUAAAUAUGAAGUAGAUUGAGCUGUAUUCUGAUGCGCACAAUUCAUCGAUUACAAAUACACGAUAUGACCAUAAUUGCGAAGGUGCUUGCUAGAUGAAACUGCUUGGAACAAAGAACGUAUGUAGAGAUACUUUCGAAGUCUUCACAGAAGCAGCGUGGGUGACUGUUGACAGUAAUCAAGGAAAGGCGGACAAUGAAGCUUUCUUUUUUCCCCCUUUUCUUCAUUUUCUCUCUCUCUCUCUCUCUCUUGUAGUUGUAGAAGAAAUAAAUUCAUCAGCCCCCAGUCCCAUUAUUCUUGAAUAUUUGUUCUGGCUGGUAUGCUCAGUCCACAGAUUCAGUGAGCUUAAUAGAGCCUGCAUUUUAGG
This is a messenger RNA of Ilex paraguariensis (yerba mate), 2543 nucleotides long. NCBI's taxonomy places the organism in Eukaryota, Viridiplantae, Streptophyta, Magnoliopsida, Aquifoliales, Aquifoliaceae. The record is from the annotation of a GenBank genome assembly.